CUUUACUUCGGUUACUUUAGUUGCUUGAAGUGCUAUAGCGAAGCGAAGGCCGAGCGAACCUACUAUUAGCAUUCGUGUACGUAUUAAACUUAACAUUGUCGCGCCAGGUAAAACGAAAAACAUAAUAUUACAGUGUUGUUUUGUUUUAACGUGUAUUGUCGGUGCGUAGUUUGAUGCAAAGUUUUCGUGAAAAUGUGAACUUGGGCUGGCGUUUUUCGCGUCUGUUAUGGGAAACAAACUGUGUAAGAAAAAGGGCGGUGGUGAACCUGUCACCGACGAUAAGCCCCAUGCGUUUGAUAGGAUCAUCAACAGGCUGCACUUGAAACCAACGACGUGGAAAUCGGAUCCUCAACUCAAUGAGAAACAAACGAACAGGGUUGAAGUGAAAACAAGAAAAUCGAAGAACGGUAUAGUACAGCACUCACGUCCUUUAUCGAACGCGAAAUCUUCCGACUGGACUGAAGCAAGCCUCGAAGUACCUGACGAAGUUGUACAUCUUAAAAAUCCUCAACUGUCUUUAAUAUUUAAUGACGACAGUACACCAACACCUCCGCCUCGCAAACACAAAAAGACUCUUCGGGAAAAAUUGGAGACUGCUGCUAAAAACGGACUUCAAGCUUUACAAACUAAGAAAAUGGUGCCUGUGUCAAAAGAAGCUCCGAAAGAAGAAGAGAGUCCUAAACCAGUUGAAGAACCGCCAUUUAUUAAAAAGACUGUAAUAUACGGCUGUCCCUUAGACGAUCACGAUCAUGCUCACCACAAUAGAGAUCAUAAGCAUUCUCAAAAGAAAGAUAUUGAUAAAGUUGGCUCCUUGAGAUUCAGUAAAGACGCCAAGAGAAAGAAGAAUCUAUCAGUGGUUUCGUUACCGAACAUUAACGAGUUUAGAUUUAGUCUGAAAAAGGACGAUUCAGAGAAUAAUCUGGUCGAUGAGAAUCCCGAACAGAAACCAAAGAAAACUGCAUCCACUGGGAAACUGGAAUCGUACAUGCACAGGUGUAGAAGUAUAGGAUCGAUAUUUCCCCAGAAGAACAAACACCAUAAACACCAGAAGACUUCAAACGAUGCAGAUAGCGACGACUCCUUCGGCGGAUUGGAAGAUUGGGAUUGUAAAAUAUUAGAACAUUACAAACCGAAAGACGCAAGUUUGCAAAGACCCAGGAGACCUCUAAGUGACGAUGCUGGUUUAUCAGACGUGGAAAAACUUAUUGUUUCGCAUGAAGAGUACGAAAAAGAAAAUCCGGCACCAGCAAGACCACUUCGAAGAUCAGAAUCCUUGGUGAAGAAAGAGGAAAAUGCGGCAGUAGUUUCAGAAGAACCGGUUGUAAAAAGGAAGAAAGAAAACGACGACGCUCAAAGACCUUUAUUGGAAAAGAAAGUCGAAGAAAUUGAAACGAUCGUCGAGAAAAUUGCGAGCACAUCUAAAGAAGAGAUUGUUAAGCGUACAUUAUUACAAAGAAGAAGCGACGAAAAUAAGACAACAUCUACGGUUGUUAAGAAAUUAACGUUUCAAGAAACAGUGGAUAGUAAACCAGAUGAUGAUUCAACAACGAAGACACCUCCACCAACCCCAGUGGUCUGCGAUAAUAAACGAGAAUCUCUUAUUUCAAUUUCUAAACUUACCACUAAAGAUGACGAAGGCAAUAUCGAGCAUUCGUCUUUGAUUAAAUUAUUACACGAAUACAGUAAGAAUGAAGCACAACAGAAAAAGUUGGCGGAAACUGUAAAGGAAACAUCUGAUACGCUUGAAGAAAAUAUGCAGAAGAAAGAACAAAAGAAAGAUUUGGAGAAAAAUCCGGUUUCUAAUAGUGAUAAUAAAAUAUCGAAUGCAGUGGAAGAAUUUUUAAAUGCAGAGAGAAAAAACGACAAUAGCAAGUCUGCUUUAGAUAUUUUUGUAGAAUCAAAAUGUCAAGUUGUUUCAUAAAUGCUAAAUGUAGAGCAUUGUUAUUAUCUAUAGGCAUCCGCAUUAAUCCAAUUUGUAAUUUCUCUCACUUACUCAUGUAUAUGUAUUAUAAUAUUUACGAAAACGUUAUUGAUUAUCGUGUCAAAUGUAAUGUAUGUAGCUUUUAUAAAUUAAUUAAUUAAUAUAAUUUCUCGAUGGAGUUUUAUUAUAACAUAUCGCUCUGUAAAUUUAUUUAUAAUUUACUGUAUAUAUUUUAACUACCAUGAGGUAUAUGUAAUAGUGGUAAUUGUUGAUUGUUAAUUGUGUCUGUCAUUUGUUUUAAAAUUGUAAAGCACAAACAAUAGGUCGAUAUGUAAAAAUGUAUUCUGUUUGUCUAAAUUUAAUAAUAACAAUUUUUUAAAGUGCACAGCUUUGUUUUUAUACUCUAAAUACACUUUUUUAUGAAGAUUAAUAAAAUUUGAACGAAGUAUCGACUAGUGAGAA
Molecule: messenger RNA, 2383 nt
Organism: Agrilus planipennis (emerald ash borer)
Lineage: Eukaryota; Metazoa; Arthropoda; Insecta; Coleoptera; Buprestidae
Exons: 3
Coding region: 227-1921 (564 amino acids)
Source: RefSeq, a predicted model, not a curated record